AUGUUUGUUCCUUGCAUUGAUUUGGUUGAUUCCUCACAAGCUUCACUUUAUUCUUAUUUAGCCUUUUUUAACAAUGUCAUUUUAAGACCUCAGGGACACGUCGAGCAUGUCAAAUCACUCGUGAACCAAACAGGCUCCACACUUUAUUGGGCUUAUGCCGCUAACGUUGACGAAGCUAUUGAAUUAUGGGAUAGUGGUGUUUUAAAAGUAAUUUUCGAUCUAGAUGUAUAUUUAGCAUGCCAAGAGGAAUUAGAAACCAUUUCUGAAGACCGUAUUGCAGUCAGAACCUCAAACGUUUCUGCUCUCCAAACUAUCAAAGGAGUUUCAUCAUUUAUUGUCAAAACAGAUGAUAUGGACAGUGUUAAGUCUCUGGAAAAGCCGUUGUUGACCUGUGGCGGCCAGCGAUCCGUCAUUGUUGAAAUGUCCAGUCCUGUUACUAUUGAACUGAUUACCCAAUUGGGUAACGAACAUUUGGAUGUGUUGGUGCCUGCCUCCCAACUUUCCGUUGAUGAUACAAAAUUGAAUAUUGCCGAAGCGUUUUUAGCAACUGUCAAGACGGACCGUCCUGAUGGUCUUUACACUACUAUUGUAGUUGAUGAGUUCAAUAAAGCCUUGGGAUUGGUUUACUCCAGUAAGCAAAGCGUAGCCGAAGCUAUUCGUUUGGGUCAAGGUGUCUAUCAAUCUCGUGGUCGUGGCCUCUGGCACAAGGGUUUGACCUCCGGUGCCACCCAAACAUUGAAACGUAUAGAUUAUGAUUGUGAUGGAGAUGCUAUACGUUUUGUCGUUGAGCAACACGGCGCAGGAUUUUGCCAUUUGAACACUCGUGGCUGCUUUGGUGCUGAUUCAGGCAUUACUGCGUUGGAAAAAACCUUGCAAAGCAGAAAGAAAAACGCACCUGAAGGGUCCUACACAGCUCGUUUAUUCGCCGACUCCCAAUUAUUGCAAGCCAAAAUUAUGGAGGAAGCUGAAGAAUUAUGCCAAGCCAAAGAUAAAGAAUCUGUUGCUUGGGAGGCGGCUGAUUUGAUUUACUUUGCCCUCACCAAAUGUGUCAGUGCGGGUGUUUCCUUAGUUGACAUUGAAAAGAACUUGAACAAGAAAGCUAGAAAAGUCACUCGACGUCCUGGAAAUGCAAAGCCCAAAUGGGAAAACGCUAUCAGCAAGCAACAGCAGCAACCUGCAGUUGCAACUGCCCAACCUACAAGCGCAAAUGAGGAACGUAUCGAAAUGAUGAGGUUCAAUUUGGAUGACCUUACGAAGGAAAAACGUGCUGAGCUCUUAUUGAGACCUAUCAUUGACUCUACUGAAAUUAUCCAGCGUGUAACGCCUAUUAUGAAGGAGGUUAGAAAAGGUGGUGACAGAGCUUGUAUGAAAUUUACUCGUCAAUUCGAUGGUGUCGAUCUCGAUCACCAAACUAUCACUGCUCCUUUCAAUCCUGAGGACAUGAUACUGGACCCUGUCACUAAAGCUGCCAUUGAUCAAGCCUACGAUAACAUCUAUAAAUUCCAUGAGGCACAGUUGAGAAAGGAAACCAUGACAGUCGAAACCAUGCCUGGUGUAGUCUGCUCACGUUUCGCCCGCCCUAUUGAAAAGGUCGGCUUGUACGUUCCUGGUGGUACUGCUGUUUUACCUUCCACUACAUUGAUGUUGGGUAUUCCUGCUAAAGUUGCUGGCUGUAAGGAUAUUGUUAUUGCCACACCACCCCGUAAAGACGGCAGUGUUGUUCCGGAAGUGCUCUAUGUUGCCCAUAAAGUGGGAGCAUCUCACGUUGUUAAGGCUGGCGGUGCUCAAGCUGUUGCUGCCAUGGCUUACGGUACUGAAACUAUUCCUAAGGUUGACAAAAUCUUUGGUCCUGGUAACCAAUAUGUAACUGCAGCUAAAAUGGUUGCGCAAAAUGAUACAUCUUCUCUUGUCGCCAUUGAUAUGCCAGCAGGCCCCUCUGAAGUUCUGGUGAUUGCCGAUAAGACGAGUAAUCCCGCUUAUGUCGCUGCUGAUCUGUUAUCUCAAGCCGAACAUGGUGCUGAUUCGCAAGUCGUGUUGAUCGCUGUCGAUAUUACCAACGAUCAUAUGAAACAAAUCGAAAAUGAAUUACAUGAACAAGCCAUUGUCCUGCCUCGCUGUGACAUCAUUCGUAAGUCUAUUCCUCAUUCGUACAGCAUUCGUGUUAAAACUGUAGAAGAAGCCAUGACGUUCAGCAAUGAGUAUGCCCCUGAACACUUGAUCUUGCAUUUGGAGGAUGCGGCUUCCGUGUUGCCUCUUGUUGAUAAUGCAGGCAGUGUUUUCGUGGGCCAAUGGUCACCUGAAAGCUUUGGUGAUUAUGCCUCGGGUACGAAUCACACUUUGCCUACGUAUGGUUAUGCCCGUAUGUACUCUGGUGUCAAUACUGACGAAUAUAUGAAACAUAUUACUUCCCAGGAAGUAACAGAAGAAGGCAUGGAUCGCUUAGCUGAUACCGUUAUGCGUUUGGCGGAGAUUGAAGGACUUGGUGCUCAUCGUAAUGCUGUGGCUGUCCGUGUGAAGGAUGUCCGAAGUAAAAACAAGAAUUAA
Molecule: messenger RNA, 2544 nt
Organism: Mycotypha africana
Lineage: Eukaryota; Fungi; Mucoromycota; Mucoromycetes; Mucorales; Mycotyphaceae
Product: histidinol dehydrogenase-domain-containing protein
Exons: 2
Coding region: 1-2544 (847 amino acids)
Biological process (GO): L-histidine biosynthetic process
Cellular component (GO): cytoplasm
Molecular function (GO): histidinol dehydrogenase activity; metal ion binding; phosphoribosyl-AMP cyclohydrolase activity
Source: RefSeq, a predicted model, not a curated record